This is a messenger RNA of Mastomys coucha (southern multimammate mouse), 1774 nucleotides long. It is a transcript of the gene Jmjd6, whose product is annotated as jumonji domain containing 6, arginine demethylase and lysine hydroxylase. Gene Ontology annotation, molecular function: P-TEFb complex binding; histone H4R3 demethylase activity. Gene Ontology annotation, cellular component: nucleus; cytoplasm. Gene Ontology annotation, biological process: phagocytosis. The transcript has 6 exons. NCBI's taxonomy places the organism in Eukaryota, Metazoa, Chordata, Mammalia, Rodentia, Muridae. Bases 360 to 1571 code for a protein of 403 amino acids. The record is from RefSeq and is a predicted model, not a curated record.
GAAGCGACGCGCAGCCGGAAGCGUUGCGUAGCCCAAAGCAGGGAGGGGCGGGCGUCAGCGACGCGACCUUCCCAACAUGGCGCCCUAUCAUAGGCGCGCGUGAAGGCGGACCCGGCAAGUCGCGGAGGCCAAUGGCGGAGCGCAUGAGGCGGUGGGGCGGGGAGGACGGCCGCUGUUCGCCCAACCCGAAGCUCCGGUGCUGACUGGGGAGUGAAUUUUCUGGAAGGCGACUUUAAAGGCGCCGGGCCGGAGCGAAGGGCGUCUCGGGGCCGCGCCAGCUGGGGAGGGCGCGUCGGGUGGCAGGAAGCGAGCCGCGCCGGGGUCGCGGCGGAACCGGACGGGACGGCGAGCGGCUCACGAUGAACCACAAGAGCAAGAAGCGCAUCCGCGAGGCCAAGCGGAGUGCGCGGCCCGAGCUCAAGGACUCGCUGGACUGGACCCGGCACAACUACUACGAGAGCUACCCGCUGAACCCUGCGGCCGUGCCGGAUAACGUGGAGAGAGCUGAUGCUUUACAGCUGUCGGUGAAAGAAUUUGUCGAGCGGUACGAGAGGCCUUACAAGCCCGUGGUUCUGCUGAAUGCCCAAGAGGGCUGGUCCGCACAGGAGAAAUGGACUCUGGAGCGCCUCAAAAGGAAAUACCGGAACCAGAAGUUCAAGUGCGGUGAGGAUAAUGACGGCUACUCGGUGAAGAUGAAGAUGAAAUACUACAUCGAGUACAUGGAGAGCACCCGCGAUGACAGUCCCCUUUACAUCUUUGACAGCAGCUAUGGCGAACACCCCAAAAGAAGGAAGCUUUUGGAAGACUACACGGUGCCCAAGUUUUUCACAGAUGAUCUUUUCCAGUACGCGGGGGAGAAGCGCAGACCCCCUUACAGGUGGUUUGUGAUGGGGCCACCACGUUCUGGAACUGGGAUUCACAUUGACCCACUGGGGACCAGCGCCUGGAAUGCCUUAGUUCAGGGUCACAAGCGGUGGUGCCUGUUCCCGACAAACACACCCCGAGAACUCAUCAAGGUGACCCGGGAAGAAGGGGGGAACCAACAGGAUGAAGCAAUCACCUGGUUUAAUGUCAUCUACCCCCGGACACAGCUUCCAACGUGGCCACCUGAAUUCACCCCCCUGGAGAUAUUACAGAAACCAGGAGAAACUGUCUUUGUACCAGGGGGCUGGUGGCAUGUUGUCCUCAAUCUUGACACCACCAUCGCCAUCACCCAGAACUUUGCCAGCAGCACCAACUUCCCUGUUGUGUGGCACAAGACGGUAAGAGGGAGACCAAAGUUAUCAAGGAAGUGGUAUAGGAUCUUGAAGCAGGAGCACCCUGAGCUGGCAGUCCUCGCCGACGCCGUUGACCUCCAGGAGUCCACAGGCAUUGCCUCUGACAGCUCCAGCGACUCUUCUAGCUCCUCCAGCUCCAGCUCCUCAGACUCAGACUCAGAGUGUGAAUCUGGGUCAGAAGGUGAUGGGACGACACACCGCAGGAAGAAGAGGAGAACUUGCAGCGUGGUGGGAAAUGGGGACACUACCUCACAGGAUGACUGUGUGAGCAAAGAGCGCAGCUCCUCCAGGUGACCACAUGUGGCCAUUGUUUGCAAGGAUGUGCUCGCAGCAAGGCUUGGGGGUCUGACACCCAGAGAACAAGGACACUCAGAUGGGAGUUGGUAGUAUUUGGUACAGUGGCUUUUCUCAUGGUCAUGUCUUAGGGGCAGAGGUGUGUGGAUGGUGCCAAUGAAACCCUUUACCUAUUUAAUAAAGCGAAUCCAUUUUAUAUUGUG